Molecule: messenger RNA, 4158 nt
Organism: Cladocopium goreaui
Lineage: Eukaryota; Dinophyceae; Suessiales; Symbiodiniaceae
Source: the annotation of a GenBank genome assembly
AUGGCCAGCAGCUACGCUCUAGCAAAAGGUGACCUUUCCAAGGGGAAGUCGAAAUCAGACUUCAUGAAAGGCAAAGCUGUGACCGUUGAGGGGGGAGGCAAGACCCACACAAGUGACCCCUUUGGUGGUAAACCCAAGGGUGCCAGCAAGUCGUCCCACAUCGGCAAAUCCUCCGAUCCCAAUCAUGAUAGCAUAGUGGAUGUUAGCUACAAGGGUGCCAAGGGCAAGCCUGACAUUUCCAGUGGCUAUACCAAGGGCAAGACCGACCCAACCAAGGGUUACAAAGGCCAUGGUGACAUGAAGGGCAAGUCGAGUGGUGUCGAUGUUGGGAAAAGUUCCGGUAAGUCAACUGGACCUGCUGAUGAAAAGACUGGGACCAAAGGUGAUCAUGCCAAGGGUUAUCAUAGUUCCAAGUCGGGGGAUUUUUCCAAGGGCAAGACUGAGUAUGCCAAGGGCAAGAACAACACGGACUAUGUCAAGGGCAAGACCGACGUGACCAAGGGUUACAACAAGGGCUCCACCGAAGAGAUGGGAAAAGGUAAGGCCAAAUGUGGGGUGGUUGGAAACAGUUGCGGAAAUGAGGGAAAGGGUCAUGUGGACCAGACUUCUGGGAAUGACAACACUGAGACCAUGGGUGACCACGCAAGUGGCUACAACACCAAGGGCUACGGCAAAACUGAGUAUGCCAAGGGCAAGAACAACACGGACUUUGUCAAGGGCAAGACCGACGUGACCAAGGGUUACAACAAGGGCUCCACCGAAGAGAUGGGAAAGGGAAAGACAAAAUGUGGGGAUGUUGGAAGCAGUUGCGAUGAGUCAAUUGGGAAGGAAAAGGGUCAUGUGGACCAGAAUUCUGGGAAUGACGACACUGAGACCAAGGGCAACCAUAUCACCAAGGGCUACCAUUCCAAGUCGGGGGAUUUCUCCAAGGGCAAGACUGAGUAUGCCAAGGGCAAGAACAACCCGGACUAUGCCAAGGGCAAGACCGACGUGACCAAGGGUUACAAGGGCUCCACCGACGAGAUGGGAAAGGGUAAGAGCAAAUGUGGGAAUGUUGGAAAAUGUUCCGGUAAGUCCAGUGGAUCUGCCGACACCGAGGCCAACCAGGACAAGAUGGGCUAUCACAGCAAGGGUUAUAAGGGCUACAGUUCCAAGUCGGGUGAUUUCUCCAAGGGCAAGACUGAGUAUGCCAAGGGCAAGAACAACAUGGACUAUGCCAAGGGCAAGACUGAUGUGACCAAGGGUUACAAGGGCUCCACCGACGAGACGGGCAAGGGUAAGACCAAUGUGGGUGAUGAUGGCCCAACAAGUUCUGGGAGCAAGGGAUCUGCCACAGAGACAUGGGACCACACCCCCCCCAAUCCUGACGACUCAAAGGACAAGCUGCCGCCAACUCUUGCCAGUGGCAAUGGUGUUUUGAUGGAAGAGGACAAGGACGUAUCAGCCACCAAACUUAUGGACGACCAUGAGAGGAAAGUCAAACAUUGGCUUAGCAGGGCACCUUACCAUCUUUUGGAGAACGCAGUUGAAACCGCACGUGCCCACACAUAUUUCCCAAUCUUCGAGAGAGACCUUUGGGCUUCCAUGGGGAAUCAUGCUUUUGGAGCUAAGCCUAUGGAGGAUGUUCUCAAGUUCGACAUGUGGCUGAAGAAAUGGGAAAUUUCGGAAACCAAGAAAUCGAUUCCUGCACCAGCCCCAGCAGCCCCGGUGAAAGAAGAGACCACAGCCUCGGAGUUUCCACCCCCCAAAAACCCAGAGGCCUACAAGGAGUAUUGGAAGAAGUUUGAGAGAAAGGAUGCUUCUUCUACACUGUCACUUGCCAGUACUGAGUCUCCGCCGUCCAGGGAAAGUGGGACCCCGUCUACACCCAGCCCUUCAGUUGCUUCGGACUCGACGACUGGACUCACACCAGACUGCAAACGGAAACUGGCUUUGGAAGGUGCUGAAGCGGGUGAACGGUUGGAUUCUCAAAGUUGUUUCUUCCAAGUUUACCCAGUCAAGACACUGACUGCGGAGGAUGCCGAGCGAAUCAAGGCCAUGACCAGCAUUGAGGACCUACCUGCAGACGAACGCAAACGUCAGCGGGAAGCUUUUCGAAGGCGACUUGCUCAACCUGGAUUAAGGCCUGGCCUGAUCCAGAAAUGGCAGGCAUGUCAUGACCAACAAUCGAAAUUCAAAUUCCUCCAGGCAUUUAUGUUGGACCCCCAGUGCCUCGGAAGUAUCCAGAUAGAAGCAGAGUACGUCAACCAAGCCGAACAUGAGGACAGCAGUCAGUGGGCCGAAUUGCCUCUUUCGACCCUACGCAAGCAGUUCACCUCACCUGAGGAAAAGGCCUUCCUAGAAAACCAAGUUGUUGGAAAACAGUCUGGACGUGAGCACCCCCAAGAUCCCUCGAACCCGGAAAUGAGGCUUUACUGGAUUUACCGGGAGACCACCGACACCACGAAGAACUUACAGCGUGUUGGGAAUCGUUUGUCAGGGAAGGGGAAUGUCCCGGCCAACAAGGCCGCAGUCCAGGCUUGUGUUGAUGGCAUAACUGGGUUCGCUUCGGACUUUGGCAAGGGCAAGGGGGCCCCAGAACCGACUGUGGUUGGGAAAGGAAAAGGCAAAGGGAAGACCAAGAGCGGAGAACCUCCCGAGAAGAAACGCAAGGUGAAAUCCCCAGAAGAGAUCCGAAAGAAGAACUUCAGCGAAAAGCUGGAGAAGCCACACCCUCAAAAAGAAGUAUGGAAAUCCUUAAGUAUCGCAGCAGAGAAGCGAAAGGCCGAAAAGGCCUUGCAGGCAAAGGCGGGUGUGAAGGCCAAAGCCAAGGGGAAGGCCAAGCCCAAAGCGGCCGUGGCUCCUACUUGGGGGAACGAGGAUGUGCCUGAUGAAUGGCCAGCUGAUGAUGACUUAGAAGGUGAGAACGAUGAGGAGUUAGAUGGUGAGGAGCUGAAUAGCGGCGAUGAAGGGAACCGGUGCUCGCCCUGGUCGAAUCCCUCCGAUGCCGGGCCCGUGGGCACUCUUGGGGGUCCGGGCAGAUUCUUGAGCGGUGGACUCAUUCCCAGCCUUGGCGAAUUGACGAAAUUCUGGCACGAUGAGAUGGAUACUGCCUGGUAUCGCGAGCACCCGAUUCUUCAGGAGCGUUGGAAGCUGGGGGGCACACGGAUCGCAGGUGAUUUUGUUGGCUGUUUGGAAGGGAUCCAGGGCGAUCAAGACUACAUCAGGGCAAUGAUGACACCUUUCCGUUUCUACUCCAAACAGCAAUGCUGCUAUUAUUGCCGGGCCCUGGCUUGGAUCUACGAGAGUGACAAUCCAGAAUGUGCUGAAUAUCUCUACACAAAUUUUGGGAGGGAAGCCGCCCAUCGAAGAACGUUGGUGUCCAGAGAAGAAUGGAUGGACAUCAGCACUCCGUCACCCAUAUGCAGAAUACCCGGAUGGACCCCAUGGAGAAUACUCCCGGACCAAAUGCACUUGGUGCACCUUACGAUAGCACCUGAUGUGAUCAUUUCGUGCUUGCUGGAUUGGACUGACAACGAAGACUAUGUUUCUGGGAACACCAGGGACCGACGCCUGGAAGUGCUUUGGGAGAAUUACCGUGGUUGGUGUGAGGAAAACCAGAUCAGUGACAGGGCCCAAAGGAAGCUUUUCAGUGUGGGAGUACUAACCCCAGAUGCUCCUGGUUAUGUUGAAGUGUCUCAAAAACGACUCAAUGCUACUGGUGCUCGCUACAUGUUGUUCUGGCUUGCACAUGUUGCAAAAGACUACGCUAUGAGCCAUGGGACGGAUGCCGACAUGUACCGAGCUGGUGCUGCAUGUGGGCUUGCUGAAAUGGAGACCAUCAGUUUGGAAGGUUCGAGGAGGUUGACUCAAUCUGAAUGGGUCAAGUUUGAAGAAAGCUACCUCUGUUACCGAGCGAGUCAUAACCAUUUGGUAGACAUGGCCAUUGGUGCUGGACUGCCAAGAUGGCAUGUUAGGCCAAAAGGCCACUAUUUGGAGCAUGCGGUCUACGAUUUCCAAAGGAAAAACCUGCGAUACAUGUCCAAUUUUUUAGAUGAGGACAUGAUCCGACGUACAAAAAAAAUGGCAUUAGCAGCCCACCCAAGGCAUGUUUCAAAACAUGUGUUGUACAGAUAUGCGCUUUCAGCUACUCUUCGAUGGUCUGGAAUGAUCAGGUGA